CACAGAGAAGAGGGAGGGGGGAGAAACGCAGAGGGAGGGAGAGAGAAGGACAGAGCUCGGAAGAGUCGCCAUUUGUUGACUUGUCCGUGCGGAAAACCCUAAUUCCCAAAUCGCCUCCGCAAACUCCCCAAUUCCCAAACCCAAACCCCGGAAUUCGAAUUGGAUCCCCCUCCCGGAUCGGGAAAUGGGGAUCGCCUCGCAAGACGCGAUCAAGCAGCUCUCCGCCCUCAUGGAGCAAGUGGAUGAGGCGCAGAAGAACACGUUUCAGAAUAUGCACCAAGGUUAUCCAACAGAAACCCUGAUUCGCUAUCUUAAGGCUAGGGAAUGGAAUGCCCCGAAAGCUCAUAAAAUGCUGGUGGAUUGUUUGAAUUGGAGGAUACAAAAUGAGAUUGAUGACAUAUUAUCUAAACCUAUCAUCCCAACAGAUUUGUACAGAUCAAUACGUGACUCGCAACUUAUCGGAUUAUCUGGGUACUCAAAGGAGGGCCUUCCUGUGUUCGCAAUUGGUGUUGGGCUUAGUACGUAUGACAAAGCAUCAGUCCAUUACUACGUGCAAUCACAUAUUCAGAUCAAUGAGUACCGAGAUCGUGUGGUUUUGCCCAAUGCGACAAAGAAGUAUGGGCGGCACAUAGGCACUUGUUUCAAAAUUUUGGAUAUGACUGGUCUAAAGCUCUCAGCUAUGAGCCAAAUAAAGUUAUUGACCGCAAUAUCCACUGUUGAUGACCUGAAUUAUCCGGAGAAGACGGACACUUAUUACAUAGUUAAUGUACCUUAUAUAUUUUCAGCGUGUUGGAAGGUUGUGAAGCCUCUUUUGCAAGAAAGGACAAGAAGGAAAGUAAAAGUUUUGCAAGGAUGUGGCAGGGAUGAGUUGUUGAAGGUUAUCGACAACGAAUCCCUUCCCCAUUUCUGUAGAAGAGAAGGUUCCGGAUCGUCGCGCUAUUCAUCAGACAAAGCCAACGACUGCUUCUCGUUGGACCACCCAUUCCACCAGCAACUGUACAGCUACAUGAAGCAGCAAGCGAUGGGGCCGGACUCGGUCGCACCGAUAAAACAAGGAUCCUUUCAUGUCGACGUGCCCGAGCCCGCCCUAGAAGACGCAAAAAUUGUUAAAAGGAUCGAGUCCGAGCUCCACAAAAUAAGCGGGGAGUGCAACGGGCUCACGCACACCCUCAGUGACGUGAAAAUAGAUGCUGCAUAAAGAGAGGGGGGGGGAAAAAAUAUGCUAACUAGGAAUACUAUUUGAAUGGUUCUCUUUUGCAUAUAUACCCCUACGAAUAUACGGAUUUUCAUAAAUAACCCUGCAAAGUUGGUAUUUAUGUGUUCGCGCCCUUGCAAACCUUGUUUAUCUGCAUGUGUGGCCUUUUAUUGCAAACACAAAUAAACAUGGGCUUUGUUGGGAGACGUAUGCGAGAUAUCGACUUUGCGACGGUACUUAGCAAGUUUGCAUAUCUGCAGUGGUAUGUAUGCGAAAAGUGCCGAAUCAAAAAGUAUGGUAGCUAAUUUCUUCAUACACCAAGGUGGUUCUAUCAUUAAACCAAACCAAUGAUGUUCUUCUUUCUUUGAAUGUUUUGGCCCCAGAAGGUGUAUUGGGCAUAUAGUAGCAGUAAUAGUAGUGGUAAGUUCUCGCAAUUCCCCAAUUCGGGGCUUUUUACUUUGGAGAAAAAGAAAAGAAAAGAAAAAGAAGCAGCUUGAAGAAGAAAUGAAAACUUGUAAUAGAUUAAGCAGGUAAGCAGAAACUUGGGAAUUUCUUGUAUUUUAUUAUGUGAUCUUCAGAUGAUAUGGUGAUUAUUUGGUUACUUCCAUGUUUACCUUGAA
Messenger RNA from Ananas comosus (pineapple), 1815 nucleotides. RefSeq names its product phosphatidylinositol/phosphatidylcholine transfer protein SFH9-like. The record is from RefSeq and is a predicted model, not a curated record. Lineage: Eukaryota; Viridiplantae; Streptophyta; Magnoliopsida; Poales; Bromeliaceae. The coding region runs from base 185 to 1198 and encodes 337 amino acids. The transcript has 11 exons.